Messenger RNA from Penicillium angulare, 1029 nucleotides. RefSeq lists its product as uncharacterized. The record is from RefSeq and is a predicted model, not a curated record. Lineage: Eukaryota; Fungi; Ascomycota; Eurotiomycetes; Eurotiales; Aspergillaceae. Bases 1 to 1029 code for a protein of 342 amino acids. The transcript is spliced from 5 exons.
AUGUCGAACUUGAUGCACAAGGUCAAAGAUGCCAUUACUGGUCAUCAUGAGUCUGGAAACAAAGGAUCAACUCAGGAAUCCUCGAAUGCCACGAGCAGGAUGGAUGAGGCUCGCGACACAUACAAUUCCAGUGACAAUACGGGCAUGAACAAGAGCUCGAAUGCCCAGGUUCACGAUGCUGGUCACGACAAAUCGAAGCUCAUGGACACUGAACCCUACAAAGACGCCAGAGAUACCUAUGAUUCGUCUAAUAUGGGGACCGUUAAUUACGGAUCCACUGGCUAUGGUGCCAACAAGAUGGACAACACUGCCAAUGCGUACGGAUCUUCCAAUCUGGGUAAUGACACUUUCAAUUCUGCGAACACCGGAAUGUCAACCAACAAGACCCAAGGCUAUGACAACAGCCACUCAACCUCAAAGCCGAUUGUCUCUGAUGCCUACGGAGCAAAGAAUUUGAACUCUGAGCCUACCCACGGAGCUCUUGGGGAUUCAAGCAAUUACAAGCAGUCCAAUGUUGGCUCUAGGAACUACGGUGCUAAUACCCAUAGUGGAAACUAUGGUGCCAGCACUGCAGCUGAUUCAUAUGGAACAACUUCCGGGGGCUAUGGCUCAGGCAACCUGAACACCAGCGGCCGAGAGACACAGGCUACCAAGCAGAUGGACAAGGGAAUGGGUAAUCGAGGAGCAUACGGUGACUCCAUGGAUCAAUCCAAAAAAUACACUUCCGACUACGGCUCGAUGGGUGAUGUCCAACCUGGUGGCACACAUGACUACAACACCCGCGCAAAUAACACGGGCUCCAAUAUGGCCAAUCAAAUGGAAAAUCGGGGAAGUUCUGAGCUAAACCAGCAAACUGGACAGCAAGGCUUUGGCGGUGCUGCAGCGGGUGGUAGUAGUUACAACUCAACUAGUUCUGGAAGAAGACGAAGCUCUGGACCUCACAAUUCGAAUCUUCUGAACAAGCUUGACCCCAGAGUCCGCAGCUCGGAUUACGAGAACAAAGCUAUGAGUGAUCAGCGAGGCAAUUGA